AACGUAUUUAGCUUCAACGUUCAGAUCGGCACGCUGCGUUCGGCGCCGCCCCCACAACCGGCGGCCUUUGGUAGACCGAGUUGCCUGAGUUGGCAAGUGGUUCCUUUUUUGGUCUGACAUGCAGCGCUGGACUAUAAAGCACGGGGAAUAAUGGCUCCUCACUUCCAUCCUUCUGUUCCUCGCCAUUCCGAGCCUUUUAUCUGCUCCUGUCAACACGCCCGGCACGCCAUGGCGUCCCCCAAAUUCACGAUACCCGACGAGUUCAAAGACCAAUUGACGUCCGCGGAGCCCAAAGACAGCCGUUCUGACGACGAGAUUCUGCAGUCACUCUCCGAUUUCCGCGAGGUCACGUCGGAAAAGAACAUCUGGUGCUACUGGCACUCCGGACUCGAGAACGUUCCCGCGUGGUGCAAGAGAAAUAUCGUUGACUGGGUCCGCAUCAACGGGCCUUCUUGGACCGUUCGAGUCCUCGACACUGUGCCUGGAUCGCCAAACAACAUCUUGAAGUAUGUUCCUGCCGAGAUGCUGCCCGAGACGCUGAUUCGCGGCACGAUGGACGGACCGUACGCGGGCCCGCAUGCGUCCGACAUGCUGCGAGGCGCGUGCCUGUACCUGUAUGGAGGCGUCAGUAUGGACGUCGGAAACAUGUUGAUCCGCGAGCUGGACCGGAUGGGAUGGGAUCAACUUUCGGACCCCAAAAGCCCACGGCAGAUCUGCAUCCCCCGGUUCUACGACACGCAGCCUGCAAACCAUUGGGUGAUGAGUCGCAAGGGCGACCCGUUCAUCAAGCGCUGGCAUGACCUGUUCAUCCACGUCUGGAAGGAUAGGACAAACUACAGUGGGCUAGCCGCACACCCCUUGAUGGCAUUCGCCACCGACCUUGACUUUUCAAAGUCCAGAGAAGCCGGUAUGGAGUGGGAGUUCAUCGUUGGCCCGGAGGUUGUUUUCCAAUACAUUACCCAGACGCUAUGCUGGAGAAGAGUGGCCAUGCUCGAGGAACCAGGCGAGGCUGGGUUCAACGGAGCAGAGUACCAACGCGACCACAUCCUAUGGUUCCGUGUACUGCCGGAAUGCUGGCCCGCCGAGACCGUGGUCGGUUUUCGAGGGGAGUCGGCGUUCAACGCCUUCGCAACGAGACUCGAUGCAGACCCGAGCUCAGAGCAGUACCAGAAGGCGUAUAAGCUCGUGUGGAAGGCGCUGACGACGGCAAGCAUGCAGAAGGUGACCCAUGGCAAAAACCUUACCAAGACGCCUGCUCUCGGCCUGUUGUGGGAUCAACCGGAGAACCAAGACAAAGACCACGAGCCGGGUACGUUUGCUGAGCUCUUCCGGUACGGUACGACGCACUUCCGGCAGACUAGGAAAGACCUGCUCUGGGAGCGGACGGAGAAGCCGACGGAGACGCUCAAGAGGGGACUGUUGGAGGUAUAGAUGAGGAUAAAGGAUGUUUCAGGCGGUUCUUUGUUCACAUGAGCUCUGUUUUUAUCAUAAGUUCGCAGACCUUGGAGAGAGCAAGAACUCGUCGUCGGAUCGAAAGGGAGACUUCCAGUCUUGCUACCUUUGUUGGGGAGAACUUGCAGAUUGCUGGCGUUACAUACGUAUAUAUGUUACGCGCACAACUCCUCUCCUCGUUGAAGUGACUGUUUCUUUUACCCCCCCCCCCCC
This is a messenger RNA of Verruconis gallopava, 1665 nucleotides long. RefSeq lists its product as uncharacterized. Gene Ontology annotation, molecular function: glycosyltransferase activity. Bases 151 to 1431 code for a protein of 426 amino acids. NCBI's taxonomy places the organism in Eukaryota, Fungi, Ascomycota, Dothideomycetes, Venturiales, Sympoventuriaceae. The record is from RefSeq and is a predicted model, not a curated record. The transcript is spliced from 2 exons.